UCUAAACAUGCCAGCAGUGAAUCAGAGCAGCUGCACACUUUCAGUUUCGUUUCAGAGGAAAGCAGAGCCACUGUCCAGCUUAAACAGCGCUGAGAGCUCAGUCUGGACUUUACAGGGUAAAAAGUGUGAAGAAAAGAGACAAUCAUCAGUAUGGAUGUUGACUAUCACAGCACAGUGUACAGGCUUUUCACUGGAGCUCCACCUGCUCUCACCGUUCCUCUCUGUCAAUACUGGUAUCUCAGUCAUGCUUUCAGGAAGGAGCUCAGCCAAAUUGAGAAUGAGUUUGGUGUUGAAAUAAACGCUGAGGUGUCAGUGUCAGUCACUGCUGUGGAUCAGAUCAGAGGAGAUUCCGUAAACAAAGCCACUCAGAGAGUUACAGACCUCGUCCAGAACAGUAUGAAGAGUCUCCAGUGUGUCAAGAUCCCUCACACACAGGUGGAGUCUGAAAUUGUUAAAGAGGUGGUGCGAAAUAUCCGAAUGGACAGAGCUAAGAUGAUGAUAAACAUGUCAGCGGAUCAGUGCCUGCUGUUUGGACCAGAACCUGUAAUAUCAGGGGUUGAGGAGCAGAUGAAUUUGGAGCCCGGUAUGAAGCUGAAGAGAUCAUUCAUCAGUAGCACGCUGAGUAAAGCAGAGGUCUACAGAGAUCUAAGAAAAGAGGCUGGAAAUGCUAAAGAGAAAAAACGUGUUAAAAGCAAAGAUGAUGACUGUCCAAUCUGCAUGGACAAAUUUACUGACAAACAGAAGCUGAAAUGUGGCCACGAGUUCUGCAAAGAGUGUCUGGAAGCAUCAGUGAAGUGCAUGGGUGAAAUCUGCCCACUGUGUAAGGACAUCUUCGGGAUGUUGACGGGAACCCAGCCUGAUGGAAAGAUGAGUGUCUCUAAACUGGGAUCUAGUCUGCCUGGUUACUCUCAUUGUGGCACCAUUCAAAUUACUUACAACAUACCAGACGGCACACAGACGGUAAGAAUUCACUCUUAGCAAAAGGGUAAAACU
This is a messenger RNA of Colossoma macropomum (tambaqui), 993 nucleotides long. RefSeq names its product E3 ubiquitin-protein ligase DTX4-like. The coding region runs from base 151 to 978 and encodes 275 amino acids. The record is from RefSeq and is a predicted model, not a curated record. Gene Ontology annotation, biological process: protein ubiquitination; Notch signaling pathway. Gene Ontology annotation, molecular function: metal ion binding. The transcript is spliced from 3 exons. NCBI's taxonomy places the organism in Eukaryota, Metazoa, Chordata, Actinopteri, Characiformes, Serrasalmidae.